Molecule: messenger RNA, 2299 nt
Organism: Daldinia loculata
Lineage: Eukaryota; Fungi; Ascomycota; Sordariomycetes; Xylariales; Hypoxylaceae
Exons: 5
Coding region: 155-1648 (497 amino acids)
Biological process (GO): regulation of mRNA splicing, via spliceosome; mRNA processing
Cellular component (GO): spliceosomal complex
Molecular function (GO): RNA binding
Source: RefSeq, a predicted model, not a curated record
CCAGCCAUACGGCGUUUUCCCCAGACGUCAUUUUUUAGUCCUGCAUUCAAUUCUUCCAUCUUUAUUUCCCGUACUAACACCUGAACAGAAGACGCUUCGCAAAUAGACGCCUCGCAAAUAGACGCCUCGCAGUUGCAGCCACCAGCAGCGCACCAUGGCAAGCAGCGUAGACGCGAAGCUCUUACGAGCGACAAAGUUCCCUCCCGAAUUCAAUCAGAAGGUUGACAUGCAAAAGGUCAAUCUCCAGGUCAUGAAGAAAUGGAUCGCCAGCAAGAUAUCCGAGAUAUUAGGAUCCGAAGAUGAUGUCGUCACUGAGCUGUGCUUUAACUUAAUCGAAGGUUCCCGAUAUCCUGAUAUUAAAUCCAUGCAAAUCCAGCUUACCGGAUUCCUCGAUAAAGAUACCGCACCCUUCUGUAAAGAUCUUUGGAACCUCUGCUUGAGCGCCCAGUCCAGCCCCCAGGGCGUCCCCAAGGAGCUUCUGGAAGCAAAGAAGCUAGAACUCAUUCAGGAGAAGAUCGAUGCAGACAAGGCUGCUGAAGAAUCACGAAUUCGACGGGAGACCCAGGAGCGUCGCGACCGUGAGUUAUCAGAUGUACGAGAUCGAGAGCGACGCGACCGUGGUUUUCGUGGUGGGCGGGGCGAUAAUUGGCGUGGUGGAAGACGUGGUGGUGGUGAUCGAGCCUUUGGCGGUGGUCGCGGUAGAGGCUUUGGCCGAGGCGGUGACCGAUCCCCCUCACCACCGCGACGAGAGCGGGACUCAUAUCAUAACAAUCGUGAUCGUUAUGUACCCCCAAGCCGCCGUGGAAGCAGGCAAGAGGUUCGACGUGGACGCUCCGUAUCCCGUUCCGCGAGUCCCGAGUCCAGAGGCUCUGUGUCUCGUUCCCGAUCAUCUAGCACGACUAGCGGACGUAGCCGGCGAGUUAGUCACCGAUCACCUACCCCACCUCGUCACCGUUCUAGGGGGCGUCGAUCGCCACCUCGCCAUAGAGCUUCAGGAAAGCGAGAUCGGUCUACAGGGCGAACGAGAGGUUAUAGACCCCGUAGAGACGGUCGCAGAAGAAACACAUCUUCGCCGGCAAGCGCCAGUAGAUCCGGUGGUAGUCGAUCUCGCUCGCCAGCACCUAAGAGGCGUAGAUACUCGGACUCGCUUAGUCGCUCGAGGUCUCCCCCACGCCGCGACAGUCGACGGCUAAGUCGUUCUCGCUCAUCCUCCUACUCGCGAUCACGCAGUCGCAGCCCGAGACGAAGACCGGUCCGGGAACUUAUCAGCCGUAGUCCCUCACCUAGCCACCGUGGGAGGCUAAGGCGAACCCUAACGCGAAGUCCAAGCAAAUCAGGGUCUGAUGAUGAGACUAGGCGACCACGGCGGAGAAGCCCACGAAGAAACGGACAGGAUAGCAAAGCUAGAGACAUCCCUUCGAGAAGGCGGAAAGACUCUGCCGAUUCCCCUCGCACCCGUAACAGAUCAGCUGAUGUUUCGGAAGAUGAAGACAAACCCAGAUCCCCUAGACACCGCGCGGCCUCGACAGCCGAUGAGACCAAGUCCCCAGUACAGCAGGCCAAUGAGCUACGAGAAAAGCUUCUGAAGGAGCGCAUAAAGAAGAUGAGAAGCACCUCAAGUAGAGAUAACGUCAAGGGGUCAGGCUAAUCUUCUCAGACUCGCAGGAUUUGCAGACUCGGUCAUCUUAAGAGACUUGAUAACCCGUGGAUGUUGGGUUCAGCUGUUUUUUAUUUUCGUAAUUGGCUUUCGAGGUUAGUCACAAAAAUGCUUUGCGUUUGAGCUCAUGAAGUACGGCUAUCAUGUAGCAGAUAGAUGAUCAGACAAUAGACUUGCUACCAAACCCCGAUUUAGAUUCCGUGCAUACCAUUAUCUCCGCUAUUAAGAGGGCAGCAUUAUAUCCUAGUCUGGUUCGUUGAUUUGGCGGUGGUAUAUUUAAACAUUGCUAAUGUAAUAGUUGCAGACUUUGUUAUCAUAUUGGCUUCCAGGUAAGUUGGAUGGAAUAAAUACCCAACACAAGUUGACAUAUAAGUUGCUACAUAAACUCGGUAAGUUAUCUCUACUGUCGUAUGGGAUAGCGUAGGGGAAAAUAUAAGUCUCUAAGCCAAGGGAAGUAUAUUAAGAGCAGAAAUCUCGAAAGCAAUCACCUUUUCCCUGCUUCGUACGUAUACCAACAUGACCACAUCAAGAAAUACUUUACGAAUAAAUAACUACACGAGACAUCUUGUUACUACAUAUCAAAUGUAUUUAACCCGUAUGUUAUUAGUUAUUAGAUUAUAAAAAACAAUAUGUUACAGAAUC